Pelagomonas calceolata is the source of this 1851-nucleotide messenger RNA. NCBI's taxonomy places the organism in Eukaryota, Pelagophyceae, Pelagomonadales, Pelagomonadaceae. The record is from the annotation of a GenBank genome assembly.
GGUACUCAGGAUGGUCAAUUGUAAUUAUGAUAAUGCCAUCGAUAUUCUCACGGUCAUGUUGACAUUAUUGUACCUAUAUACUAUCCCGCGGAGUCUUGACGCUGUCGCGCGCCAAGCACACGUGAUGGGAAACGGACGCCGGCAGCGUCCCUUCCGUAGCUCGGGUUAGGACCGCCACAUGCAGAAUCAAUGUUGUUUGUUGCUGCUGCUGCUCAGGGCUGCCGGCUUGCCGGCGGCUGCGGACAAGGUCGUCGACCUCAAUGACUACCCUUGGUAUCUCGUGACGUCGGAGCGCGCAAACGCUGGUGCAUUCGCCUCGCGCGAGGUGCUGCCCAUGUCGAGUCUAACCGUAAAGGAACGGUGGUGCGACUUGCACCUCAAACGAUUGCAGGCGGAUCCGAACGCCAAACCCAAGGGCGGCUGGUCUCGCGUCUGCGCCGCGCCGGCGUCGAACGCGUCGCGCUGGACACAGUGGCGCGCGGACAACGCCUGGAGCGGCUGCGCCGCAAAGCAAUUCGUCGCCGGGAUUCCUGGCGGAUCCGUCCUGCUGCAUCACGCGGGCGCCGGUGGCGUGCUCGUUACCGGCGGCAAAAAAUCGUACCCAGUACACCUUGGCUCCGCGCAAAAGCACGGGAGCGCGUCCACUAUCAUCGACGGUCACGUGGCCCACGCCUUCGGUGUAUAUCCGCGGGAGGUCGCGCAUAGCAUCAACCAGUUCCCACGAUUGCUACGGGUGGCGCGGAACGUCCCGGCGAAUCGUACGACGCUCCUCGUGCACGACACGCGGCUCUGGCGCGAAUGGGUCGGGCUGCUGCGACGCCGGAGAUUAAUUCCUGACACGCUCAGAAUUCGAUACGUACCCGUGCACAGGGCAGGCACGACGAUGUUCCGACCGAAAAACCCGGCCGACAGGCUAUACUUUGCGGGCGAGGCGGUCCCCGUCUUUCCCGGCGGCGCGCGACGUUCAGGUGGCUGGUACACGAUCGAGGAAGAAACGUGCUCGUUUCAGCUCGCGCUGAACCGGAGUUACGUGGGCCGCCUCCUCGCCGCGUGCCCCGACCCCGCCGAGGCGGCGCACGUCCGCGAGCCGCCAGUCCGGCUUGGUAACGCGACCGCGAACGGGAGCUGCGUCGUCGAGGUACUCGUGGUAUCACGGCAAGACGCUCGGUCGCGCGCCGUCCGGAACCACGACCAGCUUCUGGAAACCGUCUCGGCGAGCCUAGGUCGCGCGCUGCCGGCCUGCGCCGUCCGACUCCGCGUCUUUGUUGGCAGGGACCACAGCCUGACCUCGGCAGCCGCCGUCUGGCACCGCGCGCACGUCGUCGUCGCUCCGCACGGGGCCGCGCUUGCGAACAUCAUCUUCGUUCAGCCGGGAACGCUGGUCGUGGAGCUCGGCUACUACUCUGCCGCCUCCUCAACACGGCCGUAUGCGUCCACCGUCGAGGGUCUAGGGAUGCCUUGGCCCGCACCCUACUACUGGGCCGCCGCCGCUUCCGCCGAGGCCACGCUCUUUGCGUCGAUGGCGAUUGGCUCGUACUCGGGUCCUAUGACCGCGAACCUUGAGGACGUUGCGACCCUUAUGGCAGACCAGAUCGCACCGCGGCUCCGACGGCGACCUGACCUCACGGGCCGGCAUCUUCGGCCACCGUGGGUGACGGCGGUCUGCCCGCCCGCGCGAGACGGCGUGGUACCGGCUUAAAUAUCAGGUGAGCCUGGUGCCUAGUGGUAGCGGCCCGGGCACGGGGGCGGGAGCCUGGUUUGAGAUUCGAAUUCCCGAGCACUUUCCCGGGGUGAAUAUGAUGAGAGGUUACGAUGGAGAGGGAGUCGAACGUUUCGUCACCUUAAACACUG